GCUAUGGUAACCCCGCCGCCAUCACUAUGUCGUUGCCACAAGCUUCUCAGUCUCGGAUGUUCGUGGAACUGGUUCCCUGGGCCGACCGGAGCCGGGAGAACAAUCUGGUGUCGGGCGGAGAGACGCUGCCCAUCCUCCGCCAGCCGCUCUCCUCGGCACAGGUCCAACCCUCGGCCCGCGAGGUGCACGUGAGCGGCGCCGCGGAGGUGUCUGCGAGUCCCGACCGGGCGCAGGUCGCGGUGCGGGUGAGCAGCACCAAGGAGGCGGCCGCGGAGGCCAAGAAGAGCGUGUGCCGCCGCCUGGACUACAUCACGCAGAGCCUCCAGCAGCAGGGUCUGCAGGCAGAAAAUGUAACUGUGACAAAGGAUUUUAGAAGAGUGGAAAAUGCUUAUCACAUGGAAGCAGAGGUCUGCAUUACAUUUACUGAAUUUGGAAAAAUGCAAAAUAUUUGUAACUUUCUUGUUGAAAAACUAGAUAGCUCUGUUGUUAUCAGUCAACCCCAGUUCUAUCACACUCCAGGUUCUGUUGAAAAUCUUCGACAGCAAGCCUGUCUUGUUGCUGUUGAGAAUGCAUGGCGCAAAGCUCAAGAAGUCUGUAACCUUGUUGGCCAAGCUCUAGGAAAACCUUUAUUAAUCAAAGAAGAAGAAACGAAAGAAUGGGAAGGCCAAAUAGAUGAUCACCAGUCAUCCAAACUCUCAAGUUCAUUAACUGUACAACAAAAAAUCAAAAAUGCAACAAUACAUGCUGCUUCAAAAGUAUUUUUAACUUUUGAAGUAAAGGGAAAAGAGAAGAAAAAAAAACAUCUCUGAAAUUCCAACCAAAAUAUAUUGUGUUUGUAUCUUU
Messenger RNA from Eptesicus fuscus (big brown bat), 843 nucleotides. It is a transcript of the gene IRAK1BP1, whose product is annotated as interleukin 1 receptor associated kinase 1 binding protein 1. Bases 27 to 809 code for a protein of 260 amino acids. The record is from RefSeq and is a predicted model, not a curated record. Gene Ontology annotation, biological process: canonical NF-kappaB signal transduction; immune response. The transcript is spliced from 4 exons. NCBI's taxonomy places the organism in Eukaryota, Metazoa, Chordata, Mammalia, Chiroptera, Vespertilionidae.